UUUUAAUUCCGGUGACACACUUUAGUGUCCGACUCAUAAGACGCUCACUUUUCCCCUUUAAUUCCAAUUAACAUAAGAAUAUAUUCAUAUCUAAAUAUUUGCUGUAACUUCCAAAAUGAAAGAUUCUAGCAUUGUAAUGACAAUUGAUGUGGGAUGUCCUUGGGUAAGUUCUUUUAACACCAAUCAAUAUCAAUCUGAAAUCACAAUUUCAUGUGCUUACUAUAGAUGUGUUACUUAGGUUGGAAACGUCUGCAGAACUGCCUCUCUCUUGUUGAAAGCCUGGCUACAGACCGAACUUCUACAAGGUUUCAAGUGACUUAUCAAACAAUCUCAAUCAACCCUGCGUUGCCAACACUCGGUGUUUCUCGCGAAGAAUAUCUCCUCAACAAAAUGAGUCAUGACGCCUUGAACAACGCCCAUUCGCGACUAAGAAUGUUAGGCGAGGCUGAAGGCAUUAAGUACGGCCUCGAAGUGAAAAUUGGAAAUACAAGAGACGCCCACAGGCUCCUGUAUCUCGGGAAGACAAAAUCAGCAGAGAUUGAGGAACUUCUCUUAUCCAUUAUAUUCAGAACCCAUUUCGAGGAAGACGGUGACAUCACUUCGCAUGAGGCUCUCAUUGCUUGUGGGAAAGAAGCUGGUUUGGACAAGGUUGAGGUCAGAAACUGGCUGAAAAAUAAUGGUGGAGGACGUGAAGUCGAUCGGGACAACGAAGAAGCAGGCAAGCAAGGUAUCACCGCUGUUCCACACCUUCGUAUCAAUGGCCAAUAUGAAUUGCGUGGUACUCCUGAUAGUCAGUUCCUUUUACAGAUCCUAACAGAUAAAUGAUGCUUGCCCCUGUCCAAAUGUGGUUCCUGCUCAAGGCGGACUGAUGACCUAAUUGCAUUUACAGGUGCCAGUGAAUAAGGGGUGGAAAACUAUAGCCCUGAUUUAAUACAGUUAGACUGCGGGUC
Molecule: messenger RNA, 950 nt
Organism: Aspergillus alliaceus
Lineage: Eukaryota; Fungi; Ascomycota; Eurotiomycetes; Eurotiales; Aspergillaceae
Product: thioredoxin-like protein
Exons: 1
Coding region: 226-825 (199 amino acids)
Molecular function (GO): oxidoreductase activity
Source: RefSeq, a predicted model, not a curated record